Molecule: messenger RNA, 1208 nt
Organism: Protomyces lactucae-debilis
Lineage: Eukaryota; Fungi; Ascomycota; Taphrinomycetes; Taphrinales; Protomycetaceae
Product: glutamate 5-kinase
Exons: 3
Coding region: 18-1172 (384 amino acids)
Cellular component (GO): cytoplasm; cytosol
Molecular function (GO): glutamate 5-kinase activity; ATP binding; RNA binding
Source: RefSeq, a predicted model, not a curated record
GCUGCGACGACAAGAAAAUGCGCAAGAGUACCAUCGUCAUCAAGCUCGGCACAUCUUCUAUUUGCGAUGAACACUCGCAUGAACCUCUGCUAGCAAAUCUCUCGCUCCUCGUUGAAACUGCCACUCGGCUGCGACGAAAUGGCCAUCGUGUUGUUAUUGUCUCUUCUGGCGGUAUUGCCAUGGGUCUACGCCGCUUGGAUCUUCCAAAACGACCCAAAGUAUUAGCAGCCGUUCAGGCGAUUGCAGCUGUAGGACAAUGUCGCUUGAUCGCGCUCUGGGAUGACUUGUUUCGGCAGCUAAGACAGCCUGUUGCACAGAUUCUCCUCACACGGAAUGACAUUGCAGAUAGAUCACAAUACCUAAAUGCAAGAAAUACAUUGUCAGAGCUGCUCGACAUGGAUGUCAUUCCCAUUGUUAAUGAGAACGAUACUCUUGCUGUGUCUGAGAUCAAGUUUGGCGAUAAUGACACCCUCAGUGCCAUCACAGCAGCACUCGUGUCUGCAGACUACCUGUUCCUCAUGACAGAUGUGGAUUGUCUCUAUACAGGCAAUCCACGCACGCAUGCAGAUGCAAAGCCCAUUCAGGUGGUGAGUGAUUUCAGUACUCUCGAAGCCGAUGUCAGUGAAGCAGGCUCAGCAGUCGGUACAGGCGGCAUGUUCACAAAGAUUAUUGCUGCAAAACUAGCAGCGAGUGCAGGCGUCACCACCAUCAUUACUCGCGGUUCUAUUCCUGCUCGAAUCAUCGAGAUUGUUGCAGGCCUGGAAAGAAGCGGUGGCAGUAACGAAGAGAACAGCUUACCGCCGCAUACUCGGUUUUUACCCUCAGAACAAACGACCAAAGACAGACAUAUCUGGCUGCUGCAUGGACUACACGUCGAAGGCCGUAUUGUCAUUGAUGCCGGUGCGCACCGUGCCAUAUGUCGCGUGAACAAGGCUGGCUUGCUGCCUGCGGGUGUUUUGCGGGUGGAAGGUCAUUUUGCUGCUCAGCAGGCCGUUUCACUGUGUACGGAGCAGGCGGACGGGUCGCUGCAUGAGGUGGCUCGGGCUCUGAGCAACUAUGCUGCGAGUGAAGUUGAGCGGAUCAAGGGCCACCAGAGCAGCGAGGUGGUCGGGCUGCUUGGAUAUGCGGACACGGAAUAUGUCUGCCACAGAGACAACAUAGCCUUCCUCUAGACAACCUACUUAUUGCAAGAGGCAAUGAGCGUGUAC